AUGAAACAGAGCACACUUUUCUCAGUAUUCUCUAAGAAUACUAGUUUGAAUGGAACCUCAAGUCGACUAGAUCUUCUUGACUGUGACAAUGAAAAGGCGAAAACAAAUGCAGAUACCCUUCCUAAAACCUCAUCAAAACAUGUGGAUAAGUUGCAUGCACAAGCAGAAUCCAAUCUUAGGUUGGAUGCGAGUCCUACUGAUUAUUGUGCUGGAAAUACAAAAGUUAAUAAAUUGUUGUUGUUAGAUGUUGAGCUGGAUAGUACAGAUAAGAAGAAAAGCAUCAAGCUGGAUAUUGAAGACAAGAAGAAGAACAUUGAGCUCAGUAUUACAGACAAGAACGCCAAGGAUGAAAAUAUUAAUUGUAAACGACAAGGGAAGUUAUCACUAUCCUCUGUGAAGAGAUCAAAUACUUUAGUAAAUGUUGAAUAUAUAAGUCAACCAGAAUCUCAAAUUAAGAAUCAGAUUAAGUCCACUGGAAAGUUUGUGACAGUUCAAACAUCACCAUUAAAUUUGCACUCACUGAUAAAGGAAAGUCAACCCAUGGAAUAUUCUGAUGCAAAACUUCCUUCAGAUGCUGCAAAAGAGCAAGGAGUGGAUUCAAUAGGCUAUGCAGAUUUCCUAGCCCAGCUGGUCAACAAAAAUGACAAGAAAAUACACCAAAACAAGGAGGUCUCUGCUUCCUGCACCGGCAGUGAGAGUGACGAGACAAAAAAGGCAGUGUCGUACUUAGAGUUCCUUGGUAUGUUCAAAUCACCACCAAAAGUUGAAGAGUCAACAGUCACAAUUGAUGAUGAUGAUGAAAAUGGUGAACUAGAAAAAUGUCCUCUUCCUCUUCCAGUUACUGAACAGCGGAAGGAGGUAAAAUGUAAAUCAAUCACUUCCUUUUUCACAAAAAUCGAAACUAAGCCCAGACAUAUAAAUUCAUCCGACAUUACAACUGUAACAGUGAUUGCUGAAGUUCAUUCUCUGUCUGAUUCAGUGGAGCACAAAAGGACAGUUAAAUCAGCACACAACAAGAAAUUGCCAGGAAAGGUGGACAGAUUAAAGGAAGAUAAAUGUGAAAUAGAAAUAUUAAGUUCAGAGACAAUAACUGACGUUGAAGAUGUGGGAAAAAAAGUGCAAGGAACAAAAAGGAACAGUGAGGCUUCUUCCUUGUCAUUACAGGUUGCCAAAAAACUGAAAGUUGAACAAGAAUCAGUAGUGAAUAAACAGAAAGUUGAACAAGAAUCAGUAUCACAUAAGCAGACCUCUAAUAAAACAGUCACAAAGUCUAAGAAUGAAAUACCAUCAGAUGUUUCUAUGAAAACAGUUUUGAAAAUGCCAACCACAUCCAAAAAUAAUAACUGUUUACAUGGAGAAGAUAGUACAUCAGCUGCUUCUUUAAAUGAUGCAAAGUUUAAACCACUUAUGCCUGCAACCAUACCAGCAUCAUCAACAAAGUCAUCACAGUCUACUCUUCAUUUUGGAACAAGUGGUCUUUUAUUGAAGAAGGCAGAGGGACUGAAAAUAGAUAUUUGCACAGAGGAAGAUUCUGCAGGUUCUGAUGGCGAGAUCUUAGCCAAAAAACCAACAGAGAAGCAGUCUUUACUGAGAGCUAAACUAGAAAAUGAAGAAGAAAAGAAGCUGAACAUGCGCAAAGCCAAUGGCAAAGAAGAAUGUGGAAGGGCAACAAAUGGGGAUUGUAGCGAACCUGUACCUUUCGUGGAAAGAUUGCUGCAAACACCAAAAGAGAGGACAGACAUAGGUAAAGACCUUGCCCAGGAGAAGACAGAGGAAACUAGUACACCAAGGCGUAGUGCUCGCCUGGCGCAGUCAGUUCAUGUCUUCAAGGAUGCAGAUAUUGUGGAGAUCACUAGUGAUGAUGAUGAUGAGCCAAAGAAAAGAGGAAGAAAGGGAGGAGCUGCAAAGUCAUCUACCAAUGGUGGAAGUCCAGCAGGGAACUGGCCAGUUAAAUCUUCAGGAAAACUUGCAUCAAUUUUUACCGCUGUGAAAUCAAAGGAGCCUGUUGGUAAAGUUUUCCUAGCGCCUGUAGACCCCGAACAAGAACGAUUGAGACGAGAAUUCUUGAUGAGUGGAAUUCCUGACGAGCUGAAACGUCAGAUAGCUACAACAGCAGCCACCGCAAAUUUGGUGCUGGAUUAUCCACCCCUUCCCAACAUCAGCCAUGUGCAGCAGAUAUCAGCCGAGGAUUACUUGCCUGUUAAUAUCAAAAUCCCAAAGCUUUGUGUUCUUGAUGACAGUUUUCAUGGUACAGUCGGUAUGUGGGAAAGGCUAGGAUGGAAAAAGACACAAAACACUAAAGGUCUUGAUCGAGACCCAUUUAAGACGUUCACAGCAAACCCUUCAGGUGAAAUCCCACGUGUUGACCUCCUGUUGCAGGACCUUCAGUGUUGUGAUGGCAAAUUUCCUUUCAGAAAAACUUAUCAGCAUCUUCACAGUAAAGUUGUCUCUUCUGAAACUGCAUAUAAUAAACUGACUCCACCUAUUGUCAUUGAUGUAGAGGCUAUUGAUGAUGAUGUGAUUGUGUGUGAUGCUUCACAUGUUUCUGAUCUACAACCAUUAAAAAAUACCUCAGAAUCAAAAGCAUCUCUGUGGUCUGACCUUCACCAGCCAGAAAGCUCGGAGCAUGUCAUUGGAAACACUAAAGCAAUGAAACAGUUAAGGGAAUGGUUACAGGAAUGGAAGGUAGUUCUGGAAAAACAGGUGCGAAAGGCCAGCAAGAUCAGUAAAAACACAAGCAAAAAUAAACAUAAAGGUGGCUGGUCAGAUGACAGUGAUUUCACGGACAGUGAGGAAGAGGAAGAAACCCUUUGUAACAGUGUGCUCAUCACUGGAGCACGUGGUAUCGGCAAGACAGCUUCUGUUUAUGCACUGGCAAAAGAAUUAAACUACAAGGUGUUUGAGGUGAACUCUUCUUCAUUGAGGAGUGGCAAACAGCUGUUAGCUCAACUGGAAGAAGCAACCCAGUCUCACAGAGUGGCUCAAAAUAAGAGCAAAUCUGCUGGAAUAUCAGACACACCACCUGCAGGUUUCAAAAGGUUGGAGGUAGACAAAGGAAUAAGGCCUUUACCUAAACCAAAGCAGGGAACUACUGCUGCCUUUGCUAACUUAUUUCGCUUGACACCACAAGCUGGGGAUAAAAACAGCAAGAACACGGGAAGUAAGCUCACAGUGUCAGGCAAAGAAAGCAGAAGUAGCAGUGUAAAGAAAAACAAGGAAACACCGAUCCUGAAAAUUACUGAGCCAGUGAAUGUAAGAUUACAGAGAAAGAAAAACAUAAAAUCACAAGCAGAUGGGAAUAAUGGUGUGACAUCUGGCUCAUUGAACCUAACGUCGGCUUCCCUUAUUUUGUUUGAUGAGGUUGAUGUUGUAUUUGAAGAGGACAAAGGCUUUUUGGCUACAGUGCAACAUUUCAUGAUGUCCACAAAGAUUCCUAUUGUCCUGACAUCUACAGAUGCUUCUUUUCAUCUUCAGCUGCAAGCUCGCCAUGACCACAUACGGUUACGUAAACCACCUCUGGUUUCAGCUGCCAGUUUCUUAAGCACCAUAUGUCUGGCUCAUGGAAUACGCAUCAGUCAUCAAUCAGUCUUAAAUGCCUUACAUUACACCAAAGGCGAUAUUCGACGCUGCCUGCUCAAUCUGCAGUACUGGUGUGAAUCUGGAGGUGGAGUUGUUCAGAUUGAUCAAGACAUCGAUUGGAACUCAGUUAAGAGCACUGAUAAUGUCAGUGAGAAAUCUGUGACAGGUAGUCUCCUUGCGAAAACAUUCAGGUCAAGAAUAGUCAGCACUGAUGACAGUAAUGACAGCGAUUUUAUUUCUUUGAGACCUCCGAGAAAGAAAGCAAAACGAAUGACUUCAGAUGAUGACAGCUCUAUGGAUACUGUUACAUCGACUGAAAUUUCCAGCAUUUGCUUAUCACAUUCUAAAAAAAUUGGGACUGUUUCUAUAAAGAGAAAGGAAGUCAAAUCAAAGAAUAUUCCAAGCAGGAAUCAGAUGAAUGUAAUUACAGAAGAUGCAAGUGGCAGGGAGAGUUGUCAGCUGCCAUUAGUCCACACUGGGUUUGAAGAGAGCUUGUUAGGACUUCAUGGCUUUGAUAUGUCCCUGGAUGCUUUGAUGGAUUUGAUAAAGAUGCUUGACCAUGCUGUUGAUACGUUCUCUGUGAUUACCCAAGCCUUAAACUAUGAUGUCAUCUAUCAUGUAGCUCUCCAUGGUCUUCCAUUGCCAACAAUUGACCAUCCACCAGCUCAGUUGACAAUCACUGCUCCGCUUGAACCUGUAGCUUCAGAGGAGUCCUCUGGUAUAAAACCCAGAAAGAGAAUCAUUCAAGGAGACUGGAUGGAUAGUGAUAGUUCUGACGCCGAUUCUCAUUUGGUGAAACACAUACCUCAAGACUUUUCAAACGUUAAUGAACAUUCUCCAGAAAAUUCUCCAAAACAAGCUGAUAGUGGUUUACAAGAUGAACUUUCAGCCAACUCCAUUCCUAAAAAAAGACUUCCAGGAAAAAAUACAGUUACAAAUGGCAAAAAUAAGACAGAGAGUAAGUCAAAAGAUGGUAGUAAUAGUCUUACAAAGUCAGUCCUGGCAGAAUUCUCCAGAUACUAUGAUAAUUUAUCAUAUAUUGAUUGUAUGGAAACAAAGUCAUCUUCAGCAACCAGUCGUAGUCAAGGAGUUCAUGUCUUUCCUGGUCUCAGUGAUGAUGAGACUUAUUCCAGACUGUCUCACCAAACCCUUCAGGACCAGUUGCAGUGUUAUACUGGGUCGAUGAAUGUGCUUGCAGCAAGACAGUUCUGCAGCAGCAUUGGAGAGAGCAUCAGAAAUUAUAAACAAUGUAGUGGUGGUCAUGAAGGCUUCAGAGAUUCAUCAGAUGCAACCAGUUGUAAUGGCAGUGAUAGACAAGCUGGCGUAUAUGCCUCUGAUUGGCCUGGGGAGCUUAGUUUACCACUACAGAACAUAUCGCCAGAUCUUUGGAGCAUGGCAGAGAAGCAUCAGAAUCGAAACUUGUCAAGUGAAUCGGCUUUUAAAAAUGUAAUCAAGUGCCUACACCCUUUAGUUCAGAGUUCGGAUCCUGCCUUAUGUUUAGAUUAUCUGCCAUACCUCCGGGAUAUCUGUCGGUCAGAGGAUGGAAGGCGACUGGCAAAAACACAGAGAAG
Messenger RNA from Candidula unifasciata, 5150 nucleotides. The record is from the annotation of a GenBank genome assembly. NCBI's taxonomy places the organism in Eukaryota, Metazoa, Mollusca, Gastropoda, Stylommatophora, Geomitridae.